Molecule: messenger RNA, 1689 nt
Organism: Solanum stenotomum
Lineage: Eukaryota; Viridiplantae; Streptophyta; Magnoliopsida; Solanales; Solanaceae
Product: homeotic protein knotted-1
Exons: 5
Coding region: 368-1435 (355 amino acids)
Biological process (GO): regulation of DNA-templated transcription
Cellular component (GO): nucleus
Molecular function (GO): DNA-binding transcription factor activity, RNA polymerase II-specific; DNA binding
Source: RefSeq, a predicted model, not a curated record
AUUUUAAUAUCUUUUCCAAUAUAUAUAUAUAUAUAUAUAUAUUCUUCAAGGAAGAACGUCUUAUCACCCUACGCAGCCGCUACCAGUAACACCACUAUCUACCCCCUUUUUUUGUUCCCUUUCUCUCCACAAUAAUCUUCUAAGAUCCCUUCCCUUUUCUAUCUUUUGAUAAUAAUAAGUUUAUUUACUUCUUUAGUGCAAAAAUAAUAUCCAAUUCCCCAUUUUAAUUUAUUUUCUUGGUUUGUUUAAUUAGCCAAAAAAGAAGAGAUCUCGUUGAAAAAACUUGAAUUAGUAGUUAUUGUUUAGGGUUUUAUUUAGUUAUCAUCAUCAUCAUCUUGAUUUAGGGUUGUCUUUUUCUUCUUAUUUAAUGGAGAAUAAUUAUAAUAAUCAAGUAGCUGGAGAGAAUUCAGGAGGUCAAAGAGGUCAUUUUUUUUAUGGAGGAAGUCAAGUUGUUGGUGGUGGUGCAGCCCCUAUUUAUGGAAGAGGUGGAGAUUGCUAUGAUCCUAUGAUAGUGAAAACAGAAGGAGGAAGUACAUCUCAACAUCACCAUACGUUUCAUUACCCUUCGAUUAUUCGUAAUCAUCAUCAAACGGUUCAAAAUCAUCAUCAAGACAGUACGGAGACUUCAGAUGAAGUAAUUGAAGCUUUAAAAGCCAAAAUUAUAGCUCAUCCUCAGUGUUCCAACCUUUUGGACGCUUACAUGGGCUGCCAAAAGGUGGGUGCACCGCCGGAAGUGGCGGCAAGACUGUCGGCGGUACGGCAAGAGUUUGAGGCGAGGCAACGAGCUUCGUUGACCGACAGAGAUGUUUCCAAGGACCCAGAACUUGAUCAGUUCAUGGAAGCAUAUUAUGACAUGCUAGUGAAGUAUAGAGAGGAGUUAACAAGGCCUCUUCAAGAAGCAAUGGAAUUCAUGCAAAAGAUUGAAGCUCAGCUUAAUAUGCUUGGUAAUGCUCCUGUUCGGAUCUUCAACUCUGAGGACAAGUGUGAGGGUGUUGGAUCAUCAGAAGAGGAUCAAGACAACAGUGGUGGAGAAACUGAACUUCCUGAAAUAGAUCCAAGAGCAGAAGAUAGAGAACUGAAGAAUCACUUGUUGAGAAAAUACAGUGGCUAUUUAAGUAGCCUCAAACAAGAACUUUCAAAGAAGAAGAAAAAAGGAAAAUUGCCCAAAGAUGCUAGGCAGAAGUUGAUCACUUGGUGGGAGUUGCACUACAAGUGGCCAUACCCUUCGGAGUCAGAGAAGGUUGCAUUGGCAGAAUCAACAGGAUUGGACCAGAAACAAAUAAAUAACUGGUUCAUUAACCAAAGGAAAAGACACUGGAAACCUUCAGAAGACAUGCAAUUUAUGGUGAUGGAUGGUCUUCAUCCACAAAGUGCUGCUGCUCUUUAUAUGGAAGGUCACUACAUGGGUGAAGCCCCUUUUCGUUUGGGUCAGUAAUAUUUAUGAUUUUUAAUGAAUUAAACUUUGCAUGCAACAUUUUCCUAUUUGGGGAAAAAAACAUUUAAUUUCCUUGUAAGGUGAGUAUGAAUAGUUUGGAUUUUUAAUUAGUUGUAGUAUGUAUGUUUGUAGCCAAGCCUUAUAGGCCUAAGCACAAGGGUACUAUAUUGCUUGUUCAAUUGUAUAUGGUGAGAAUCCUUUUGUAUUUAAUAUUGUAAUGUUAUUAGCGAACCAAAAUCUAGUGUUUACUUGUG